UGAAAUUUCUCCUACAAAGUUCCCAUUCCUCUUACCUGUCACAACAUCACCAAUUUCUAUCAUUCUGCAUCCAUCAAUCAAAGAAAGAUCAAGAAACCUUUUCCUUUUGUUUUGUUUCUGUGAUUGUUUUUGGAUCUUUGCAAAAAAAAAAAAAAAGGGAUAAAAGAUGCUAGCAGUUUUUGACAAAUCGGUUGCCAAGGGCCCAGAUGCUCUUAAUUCUCCUGAUCCCUCUGAGAGAGUUGCUGCUCUCAAAAAUGGCUUCUUGGCUAACCACUUUGCCUCUGUUCAUCCUGGUUCUGUCACCGUCAGUCUCGGCUCUUCUGGUGUCAUGGCUUACUCUCUUGAAAAACAGAACCCACUUCUUCCCAGACUCUUUGCAGUUGUGGAUGACAUUUUCUGUAUGUUUCGAGGCCACAUUGAGAAUGUUGCUAUUCUUAAGCAACAAUAUGGCUUGAACAAAGCAGCAAAUGAGGGGAUCAUUGUUAUUGAAGCUUACAGAACCCUUAGAGACAGAGGUCCUUACCCUCCUGACCAGGUUGUAAGAGAUAUUCAGGGGAAGUUUGCUUUCAUUCUCUAUGAUGGCUCUUCAAAAGCCACAUUUAUAGCUUCUGAUGCUGAAGGAAAUGUACCUUUCUUCUGGGGAACUGACGCCGAAGGCCAUCUUGUUCUUGCAGAUGAUGAGGAGACUGUCAAGAAGGGCUGUGGGAAGUCUUUUGCUCCAUUCCCAAAAGGUUGCUUCUUCACAUCCUCUGGAGGGUUGAGGAGCUUUGAGCACCCCCUUAAUGAGUUGAAGCCAGUGCCAAGGGUUGACAGUUCAGGUCAUGUUUGUGGUGCAAAUUUUAGUGUGGAUGUAGACGCAAAGAAGGAAUCAGCUGGAAUGAAAAAAGUUGGAAGUGCUGCAAACUGGUCCUCCCAGUACUGAGCUUAGAAUGUCUCCCGGUUUUAUCCAUCCUACUUAGUCUUAAAAGUCCUAAUUUUCUAUCUCAAUGACUUGGCUAUUCAAAUUCUAGAAUUGUUGUGGUAUUUUUCAAACUAAGACAGCAUUUUAUGCAGCUGUACAUGUUCGCUUACCAUCAAAACUGAGCUUGACAUAGUACAUAACAUGGAAUAAUAUUUCUGUCUAAACAGGUUUUCCUC
Molecule: messenger RNA, 1137 nt
Organism: Durio zibethinus
Lineage: Eukaryota; Viridiplantae; Streptophyta; Magnoliopsida; Malvales; Malvaceae
Product: stem-specific protein TSJT1-like
Source: RefSeq, a predicted model, not a curated record